AUGCAGAUAUCUCUGUCUGUUCUCCCUGAAGGCAUUCCCCUUGAGCUGUCUAUCUCAGCAACCCCUCCUGCUGCUGCUGCAGCAGCUGCAGCACCUGCUGCAGCACCUGCAGCAGCAGGAGCAGGAGCGGGACAGCUGCAGCUGCAACAGCAGCAACACAUGCAACGCAAAGACAACAACAACCAGCUUGCUGCUGCUGCUGCUGCUGCUGUCUUCCUGCCGCCUCUAUGCACCCCGCAGAUUGUCGGUCCCCCCGAUCAGCAGCAGCAGCAGCAGCAGCAGCAGCAGCAGCAGCAGCAGUUGAGAGAGAAAGAAAUUAAGCUGGAGGAGGUUUGCUUCAAUGAUGGGGUGGGGGCUCGCCUUGGGCACCGCCUGGUGAAUGUUACCUUCGGCAGCAGCAGCAGCAGCAGCAGCAGCAGCAGCAACAGCAGCAAAGAGCAGCAGCAAGACAGAGAUGAUGAGGAAUUCAAACGGCUAGAAAGCGACUGCAGCAGCAGCAGAACACCAGCAACAGCAGCAGCAGCAACUGCAGCAGCAGCAGGAGAGGAGCAGCAAGCGUUACAGCACCAAGACAGCGACACGCAGCAGCUGCUGCAGCAGCAACUACAGCAGCAGCAGCAGCAAGCAACAGGAGGCCUCGAAUCAGCUGCAGCGCAACUGUCACCUCAAACGGCAAGAGAAGCAGCAGCAACAGCAGCAGCAGCAGCAGCAGCAGCAGCAGCAGAUACAGCAGCAUCCCCAGGUUUGCGUGGACCAUCGCUGGCCCCGCAUAAUAUGAACGCCGCAUUGCCUGCAGCAGCAGCAGCAGCAGCAGCAGCAGCAGCAGCAGCAGGAGCAGCAGCAGGAGCAGCAGCAGCAGGAGAGGGGGAGGGAGUGGUUGCUGCUGCUGUGCCUGCAGGCUGCUGCAUCUGGUUAGGGAAGGUGCAGCAGGAUGUCGGGCUGCUGCAGCCCCGCAGCAGCAAAACGGCUGUCUUUACGGCUUUGUUUCCGUCGCCAGGAAUAUAUAAUAUAAACCAAAUUAAAAUAGAGAUACAAAUUGUGCCGAGAGAAACUGCUGCUGCUGCUGCUGCUGCUGCUGCUAGCAGCAGCAGCAGCAAUGGGGGCAGCGAAAGCGCAUUGCUGGUUGGUGAGACAGCAGCAACACCAGCAGCAGCAGCAGCAGCAGCAGCAGCAGCAGCAGCAGCAAAGGGAUGGGGUUUUGUUGGUGGUAAUGAGAAGAUUGUUGUUUCGUUUCCUUUUAGUUUUCUCGUGAAUGUGUUGCGUACUGAUGCAAGGAGCUGA
Messenger RNA from Eimeria mitis, 1281 nucleotides. RefSeq lists its product as uncharacterized. Bases 1 to 1281 code for a protein of 426 amino acids. The record is from RefSeq and is a predicted model, not a curated record. Lineage: Eukaryota; Apicomplexa; Conoidasida; Eucoccidiorida; Eimeriidae. The transcript has a single exon.